CCCUACCAGACUGGGCUCCUCCAUCCGCAUCCUUUGUAGAGGCUUGUAGAAGAUCAGGUCCUGCCAAUCACCCUAGGAUGUCCUUCAAUGAGCAGCAGUGCAAACAGCCAUGUGUGCCUCCUCCGUGUCUUCAAAAGCCCCAAGAGCAGUGCCAGGCAAAGGCUGAGGAGGUGUGCCUCCCCCCGUGCCAGGACCCCUGCCAAGAGAAGUGCCCAACGAAAGUUCAAGAGGUGUGUGUUUCUCAAUGUCAGGCAUUAAGCCAAGACGACUGCCCACAACAAAGCCAAGACCCAUGUCUCCCUCUGUGUCAAGACCAAUGUCCAUCUCAGUGCACAGAGCCCUGCCAGGAGUUAUCUCAGACGAAAUGUGUGGAGGUUUGCCCACAGAAAAUCCAGGAGAAGUGCCUACCGCCUGGCAAGGGGAAGUAGUUGCUCAUAAUGCUGUGUGGGGGUCCAGAAGAUGAUCCCAACCCCAGCCCACACCAUGGUGACCUUUCCUUAUGGCUACCUCUGUGUGCACCCUGCUCUCGCCUCCCGGCUUCCUCAGGACUUGGUCUGUGUCUCUGAAGACAGUUCUCUCUGUAUUUCCUCAACCUCUGUGAAUACAUAUGGUUGUCAACAAUCUAUUAGAAGGUCUUAGCUGUCGGAAUGAUGUGGUUAUCAAGGAAGACCACAGAAGCCCAGUUCAGCUCCCUUGGGGCAAAAAUUCACCCUUCCCUGGGUGUGUAACAGCCAAGGACGCUUCCAUUCAUCGUUCAGAAUGUCAGCCUCUCACCUGAGUCUCAGAACAAACUGAAUUUUGAUGGACUUUGCACCGAUCACCACCACCACCACCAGAAGUAAGAAGAAGCUGGUGGUGUUGCAAAACUAAAACACAGGGUAAUUUUGUAUCCGUAUCCCAAAACAAUGACAGAAAGUGAUUAGAUGUUGGAAUGUUGGCUGUGUUUUAAAAAAUGAAACUAAAUGAAAUGUAAAUGGUUGAUUCCAAAUAGCCAAUAAGGAAAGAUGUGAUUAGAUGUUUGGAGUCCUGGUGAUUGAUCUUUGUGCUUCACUGUUGACCUGCUCUAGGCCCUUAAUUUCUGCCAUGUACCCUCUUUAGAGAUGGAUUUGUGACUGUGUGGUACAGGCUGCUGUCCUCCAGCUUCUUUGCCUUCUUCUCCCUGGUGAAGGUAAAAUACAGAAUAAAGCUGAUCCUAAAACAUG
Molecule: messenger RNA, 1202 nt
Organism: Capra hircus (goat)
Lineage: Eukaryota; Metazoa; Chordata; Mammalia; Artiodactyla; Bovidae
Gene: PRR9
Product: proline rich 9
Exons: 2
Coding region: 78-428 (116 amino acids)
Source: RefSeq, a predicted model, not a curated record